Molecule: messenger RNA, 789 nt
Organism: Lotus japonicus
Lineage: Eukaryota; Viridiplantae; Streptophyta; Magnoliopsida; Fabales; Fabaceae
Product: secreted RxLR effector protein 161-like
Exons: 1
Coding region: 1-789 (262 amino acids)
Source: RefSeq, a predicted model, not a curated record
AUGAAAAGUUGCUCCGCAGGAAUAGUUCCAAUUCAGAAAGGGGACAAGUUUAGUAAUAUGCAAUGUCCUAAGAAUGAUUUGGAACGAAAGGAAAUGGAGUCUAUUCCCUAUGCAUCAGUGGUUGGGAGUUUAAUGUAUGCUCAAACAUGCACUCGGCCAGAUAUCAGCUUUGCUGUUGGAAUGUUAGGCCGAUAUCAAAGUAAUCCCGGAAUGGACCACUGGAAAGCUGCAAAGAAAGUCCUUAGGUACUUACAAGGCACCAAGGAUCACAUGCUUACAUACAGGAGGUCAGAUCACAUUGAAGUGGUUGGCUACUCGGAUUCAGACUAUGCUGGAUGUGUAGAUUCAAGGAAAUCUACAUUUGGUUAUGUAUUUUUGCUCUCUGGUGGAGCAAUAUCAUGGAAGAGUGCAAAACAAUCAGUUAUUGCUACUUCAACUAUGGAGGCUGAAUUUGUGGCUUGCUUUGAGGCCAGUAUUCAUGCAUUAUGGUUGCGGAAUUUUAUCUUAGGGCUUGGUAUUGUCGACAGUAUAGAAAGGCCGCUAAGAAUUUAUUGCGAUAAUUCUGCAGCUGUCUUCUUCUCUAAGAAUGAUAAGUACUCUAAGGGUGCAAAGCACAUGGAUUUAAAGUACUUAGCUGUCAAAGAAGAAGUGCAGAAACAUAGAGUGUCUAUUGAGCAUAUUGGUACUGAUAUGAUGAUAGCGGAUCCGCUAACUAAGGGAUUGCCGCCCAAAACAUUUUCUGGCCAUGCUGUAGAGAUGGGCAUUAUAGACAAGUCCUUGUUAGCAUAA